Paramecium pentaurelia is the source of this 671-nucleotide messenger RNA. NCBI's taxonomy places the organism in Eukaryota, Ciliophora, Oligohymenophorea, Peniculida, Parameciidae. The record is from the annotation of a GenBank genome assembly.
AUGAUUAUUGAUUUUGAUUAAGAAGCUAUCUCAUAAAGAAAAAACAAGCUUAAGAUCUUGCUGAAUAGGAAUAAUAAUAAACAGAGAUUUAUUUGUUAUCAUUAGCAUUAAAUAAUAAAAUAAGUAUUUGAACAGCCCAAAAGAGUUUUUUCAUAUUCUCGAUCAAUUAGACAUUUUUAAGAAAUAAUGUCUAAAACUGGAUCUAUAAGUUUAAAUAAAAAAGCAAUAACUUUAUUUUUAAGAAGAGAUGAAAACACAGAGAAAAAGUCAUAUGAUGAGAUAAUUAAAGCAACAAACUCAAAGUUGAUUUAAACUGAUAAUAUAAUUCAAGAUGAGUAUGGUUUUAGAACAGAGAGAAAUUAAUAACAUAAACAACAAUCCCCAUAUAUAAAAUAAAGAAAAUUCAGUUAGCAUCUUCAUAUUAAAGAUAAAAUUCCAAAAUAACCGUAUAUUUAGCGUGCAAUAGAAAGUUAGAUAGUACCAACUUCAAAAACAAAUAGAAGCUUAAAAAAACAUACUUUUUAGAAUGAAAUUUUACAAUAAAAGGUGACAUAAAUUACAUCAACUAAUCAAAAAGAAUAGGAGUUACAAUCAAGUAAGAGCAGACAGAAAUAAAUUGAUCUUUAUUCAAAUGACAAUAUAUUUGCAACAAUAACUCACAGAUAUUGAUU